Cladophialophora immunda is the source of this 3872-nucleotide messenger RNA. RefSeq lists its product as hypothetical. Gene Ontology annotation, molecular function: ethanolamine kinase activity; choline kinase activity. The record is from RefSeq and is a predicted model, not a curated record. The transcript has a single exon. Gene Ontology annotation, cellular component: cytoplasm. Lineage: Eukaryota; Fungi; Ascomycota; Eurotiomycetes; Chaetothyriales; Herpotrichiellaceae. Gene Ontology annotation, biological process: phosphatidylcholine biosynthetic process; phosphatidylethanolamine biosynthetic process. The coding region runs from base 464 to 3319 and encodes 951 amino acids.
CCACAAAAAGGUACGACCACGCCUCACCACCACCACCCCCGACUCUCACUGCGUCGCCCAUGACAAACAAAAACCCAUGCAUGCGCUGUGCCCGUGAUUGCAUCUCCUCAGAAGCCGCCCAGAGAGCAGAUCGAAAGCGAGCCCUGCGUUGCCUUUGUGCCCACAUCUCUCAUUUCUUUUGCUGCAUGAUUUCAUGAUCGUGCCACCGCUCACCCAUGCUUCUGACUGGCGCAACGCACACCCCUUGAUACGAGGAGCCACGCACGUGCGCGAUUGCCCGUUUCCUUUCGCUCGAGCACAUCCAGGGUUAUCUGUCACGCGACACUGGCGCACACGACAGUGGGAUGCGGUGGGAAUAAAGACUCUCCAUUGAGCAAUCGAGCGCCUGGGAUUAUGCGACGGAACCUGCCAUUGUGUUUGCUUUUUCUUUGUCUGUUUGGCCUCUGCUGCAAGAUAAAAGGCGAUGGCUAGAGCGAUGCAUCCAAGUCAGACCUCUAACGCAUCUCUAGGUGUGACCAUCUUCGACGAGCCAGAACAUAUCCCCGAGCCCAAUAUCAAGGUCCUCGCGGAUGACCAGGAUAACGGCGUCGGUACCUCCCCCACACUCGUCGCCUCGCACAGCCCCAAACUUCACCGCGCCAGUAUUUCAGGCAAGAAGAUGACCGGGCGACCCGCCCUACCCAAUUCAAGUUCUCAUUCUUCUCAUCUCUACCCUGCUGGUGCUCCCCUCAACAGACCCAUGUCGUAUUUCAGCCUCGACGAUAACAACCCUCCUGACUCAUGGUCAGGGGGUCCAGGUACCACCACUCCAGGGACAACGGCAGAGAGUAAGACGCCUGACCUACGUACUGUCCUGGCCCAGGUGGCCGACUGGCUCCAAGAUGAGAAGGCAAAGCGACAGAAACGAAGACCCCAUCGGCACCACCGUCAUCACAGCAAGCAGCCCAAGACACCCGACGAGCAGAGCGACGAUCCCAAAACCAACGACACCGUGGUCGACACUGAACAAGAUAUGUCGCUGGAGAAGCUUGAGAGCAUCCUCCAAAAUUUCUCCUUCAACAAUACUUCGAAGCUUCUCCACAAGUCUUCGAGCUCUCUCCUAAGAAGAGGAUCCUUGGGCAAGAAAUACAAGCAGCCUCGCUCCGUUCCGGCUUCAUCAGACACGGAGUUCUUUGGUGAAGAUAUUUUAGUCCCCAAUGUCGAGGCGAAGCUGGACAACACCAAAACAAUGGCCUUCACUGGCGGUUCGGCGGAUGUGGAUACUAGCGAUAGUGCGAGGAGGCAAGACUAUGAGCAUUGGGUGACCUUCAAAAAGGACAUUGUCCGCUUGACCCAUACGCUUAAGCUCAAGGGCUGGCGCCGCAUCCCUAUUGAUCGAGCUGCCGAUAUUGAUGUUGCCCGUCUGAGCGGUGCCCUUACCAAUGCCGUCUACGUUGUCCAUCCCCCCAAAGAUAUGUCCGCAUACGAUGCCCACAAUCCUUCUGAUCCUUCUGCCCCGCCCAUCCCUGUCUCUCGACGUCGCCCUACCUCUCUUCUCCUUCGUAUCUACGGUCCACAGGUCGAACACCUGAUCGACCGAGAGGCCGAACUAGGCAUUCUUCGUCGUCUAGCUCGAAAAAAUAUUGGACCGCGCCUCUUGGGCUCCUUUGAAAACGGCCGUUUCGAAGAAUUUCUCCUCGCCAAAACCCUCACGGCGGAAGAUCUGCGUGCGCCCGAAACUUCUAAACAAAUCGCGAAACGAAUGCGUGAACUUCAUGAAGGGAUCGAUCUCCUCGAAUCUGAACUCGCUGCGGGUCCGGCGGUUUUUGUGAAUUGGGACAAAUGGGUCGACCGGUGUGAGAAAGUCAUCACUUGGCUCGACGGGCAGGUCCACCAGGCAGAGAAGGAGCUUGCAGACGGAACAACAAGGCGAAAGUCAAGAGUAAGUACGCGCUACGUCCGGCGCGGAUUGAUCUGCGGCGUCGAGUGGCCUGUCUUCCGCAAGGCAUACGACACAUACCGGCAACGGCUAAUCGAAAAAUGUGGUGGCGUCGAGGGAAUCCGCAAGUUGCUCGUUUUUGCACAUAACGACACUCAAUACGGCAACCUUAUGCGCCUCCAACCCUCUGGCACCUCACCACUCCUUCGACCGUCAAAUCAACACAAGCAACUCGUCGUCAUCGACUUCGAAUACGCAGCGCAAAAUCCGGUAGGCUUAGAGUUCGCGAACCAUUUCACCGAGUGGUGCUACAACUAUCACAAUCCCCCGGACAAGAACUUUCAGUGUGAUACGCGACGAUACCCAGAUGAGCAGGAGCAACACAGGUUCGUGAGGAGCUAUGUCAUGCAUCGUCCGCAGUUCAACCCUACGGCGAGCGCGACGCCCAAGAUGGAGGGUCGGGAGAAGACCAACAUCAGCGACUUCAUGCUUGACGCUCGUACCCCUGGAGGCGGAACCCCAAAUGCCUGGGGAGGGAAUAGCGGACUUGAGGGUGCAUCCGAAUUCGACUAUGACAAAGAGGAAGACGAAAGGGAAAAGGCCCAGGAGGCAGAAAUUGAUCGGUUGCUGCAGCAAACGAGACUGUGGCGGACUGCCAAUUCAGCGCAGUGGGUGGCGUGGGGAAUUGUGCAGGCAAAGGUGCCGGAGCUGGAUGCAAUGGAGGAAAGGGAAAAAGAAGAAAAGACAACGGAGAAGACCUUGAGUAAGCGCAUCAAGGAGCGGAGGAAGAGCGUGACAGAAAUGAUAUCUGCUGGAGAGCAGAAGGUGGUCGAAAAGAUGAAGAACUUGGUGGGCAAGGAUGGCGGUGGGAGGCAUCAUCAAGGCGAACAUGCGGAUCCGAUGUCCGAUCCCCUGACUGAAGAGGAGAAACGAAUGCAGGGAGAGAGCCACUGGGACCGACCGGAAGGCAGAGCACAAGAAGAAGCACACCACGAAGGGAACGGAGAUGUUGUCAUAAAGCCCUCGGCGGACACCACUGACCACAGUUCCACUAGUUGUAGCACCAUCGAGGAGCACGCCCAGAGGAACACCGAUCUUGAACAAUCGACCACAGUCAAUGGUGGAGGAGUGUCUUCCUGCUCACAACUUCAGACUCAACCCCGAAUUGAACCCGACCACAACGGCCAUGCAGAAACACAAGAAGACGGGUUGUCUCACCCGGACAGCCGCCCGAGCUCCCCAUCCGAGGCGGGUGAAGAGCCUGAGGACGAAUUUGACUACCUCGCCUACGCCCAGGAACGCGCCAUGUUCUUCUGGGGCGACUGCCUCCGGCUGGGCCUGGUGACGGAGGCAGAGUUGCCCGAGGAUCUUGUCCAAAGGGUUAAACUUGUGCCGUAUUGAGCUCAACUGCUGGUUGGGCCGUCCGUCCCUUUUGCUUUGCGCGUCUACGCUUACAGGAGAUUCAACUCUGCCUGUUAACCCCCCUUUUUAAUCUUGUCCAUAUCGUUUGAGUCAAGACGCGGCUGUGGGAUUGUGGGGUGGAUCGAGCACGGUGUCCGGCUUGGAAUGGAGCCAUGACAUUGAGCAGUACAUACAUUUGGGCGACAUGGAGCCAAGGCGGUCAAAGUCAAGCCACGGAAAAACGGUCGGCGCUCCGAGCUAAUGGGCUAUGUUGGGUGCGAGAUGGCCAUACGAGCUAUGAACGGGGGAUCUCUGAACGUUGGGUUUGCUCAGGCACAGCGGUGCAUGUUUCGAGGUAGUGUCAGGACGUCGAGAUGGCCAGAAAUACAGCUGCAGACUCCCAGGUGAUGAUGAUGAUGACGACGACGACGGGGUGUGUUUCAGGGAUAAUGCCAUAGAUCGAGAUACCACUUUUCAACCUUUCUUUCUGUACCUUGGAUGUUUUCUCAACGAUCAAUUCCAACAAUCAUAACAAAGCAAUAAGAAGAGAGAG